Messenger RNA from Rubroshorea leprosula, 1513 nucleotides. NCBI's taxonomy places the organism in Eukaryota, Viridiplantae, Streptophyta, Magnoliopsida, Malvales, Dipterocarpaceae. The record is from the annotation of a GenBank genome assembly.
CUGCUCUUCUCGACCCUGCUACAACCCGAGAGAAAAAAAAAAGGGAACCCGGCCAUGCCUUGGAAAACCGGUGAGGAGGCUUGAUUUUAUCCUUCUUUUCUUGUCCAAAAACCAGAUUUGAACCCAGAAAUUCUUCCCCCCUGUUUGGAAAUCCGGAUCUGCUUUGCUCUGUCUACCGGCUGCUCUUGAUUGUGGGUGAUUUCUGGGCAUUUUUUUCGCCCGUGAGCUUCUCCCCAAAUUCCCGCGGCCUCUUCCCCUUGCCAGGUCCAGUGCUGCUGCUAGGAAAAUUUUGGUAUGUUGAUUGCUCCAAGCCCGAAAUUUUAUUAGUUAAUUACUGCCCCAUAAGCUGUCCGAAUGUUUGCUAAAUUAGGGGAUAAUUCCGGUAGUUUUAGGACAAAUUUAAGCAUUAAUUUAAGUGGGAUUUAUGUGAUUGAAUGUUAAUUGACUGCUGUGAUUUUUGGAGAGAAAAUCCCAUGAGAUUAGCCAGUGUUUUGGCCAAUUUUGGAAGUUUGAGUUACUGUUCACGUUGUGGUUACUGCUCAUGACACUGUUCACAUAUUACUGUUCACACACCGAGUGUCAACAAUUAACGGGGAUUUAAAUGAUUAGUUUGUAAUAUAAGAACAAAUUUGGAGAUAUCUGAUAAUGUGGAGAUUUAUAGAAAUAGCAUCGUAAUUAAGGGUAGUCUUAAUGAUGAUUUCAGUUUGAAUUUGUGAUAGUCUGGUAUUACUUCUGGAAUAUUUUGAUUAGGUUCUUGAUCGUUCUGUCAGUUAGCACUGAGAUCGAGUCUUCGGUUUUAUGGAGUGAAUUUUCUAUGUUAUGCGAGUGAGGUAAGUAAAUUUAUGAUAAUGCCCGUACUAUUUUUAAAAACAUGUUUUGAUUUGUUUUUGAAGUGGUGGCGGGACUAAACCCGUUUUAUACAAAAGUAAGUAUAACUGAUUUGAAGUGAAAUUUUAUGCUUUUCAUUAAAUUGAGCAGGCCUACUUGAAAUUUAAUGGAUUGUCUUGAUGAUUUGAAAGUGAUUGUGAAUUAUGAUUUUUCUGUUAACUUCUACCUGUUUUGUCUCUGAUGUGGUUAUGUUAUUGAUGAUCCUGCUAGUGGGGGUUAAACGCUAGCACAUGUCGACAUGUUAUUGAUAGAACCGGUUCAUUCAACCCUGCUAGUGGGGGGUUAUACACAAGCAAAUAGUGUGCCUACCAGUGGGAGGUUUAUAACACUGGUCGUGACCUUUAGAGGAGACGUCUAUUUUGCUCCUGUACUGUAUCCGUUUUUCGUGAUUACACUUGUUAGCAUGCUAUGAGUUUAAUAAUGAGCACUCCAUAUUUUACUUACUGAGUUUAUCUUAUAGUUUUCCUUGUCCACCAUUUCAGGAAGGAAAAUCGAGGACGGGGAAACCAUGGGAAGUGACGAGUUAGAAGGCUAGUCAUUUCAAGAUUGAUAUAGAUUUUAGAUAUAGAUCAUGAUCUUGUAAAUUGGAUUUUAAUUGAAAAUUUUAUAAAUUCAUUGAAUGGAU